AUGGAAACAACUAUCAAAGAUUUUAAUAAAUUACAAGAAAAUGAAAUGCAAAACGAAAUAGAAAAAUCAUUAUUAAAUAAUGAAAUCAUUGUUAAGUUCUGUAAAUAUGAAUACUAUAAUACUAAUAAUAAAAAAAAUAUUAAAAUCAUGAAAUAUAAUCUAAAUACAAUUCCGAUUAAAGGAAAUAUUUUAAUUAUCGAUCAUGGACAUAAUAUUUCUGGAAAUGGAAAGCCUUAUGCUUCUAAAAUACUAGAAUCGCCAACAUGGCUUGAAAUUUGUAAAAUAGCUAAUGAUUUAAUAAAUACAACCGGUACUUAUUUUUUCAAAUAUCUCCAUGAUAUUUGUGUUGUUCAAGAUUUAGGAAACAUUAAAAUAUGUUGUCUUGGUAUGGGAGGUAUAGAUUCCGAUCACAAAAUGCUUAGAAUAUAA
Macrosiphum euphorbiae (potato aphid) is the source of this 429-nucleotide messenger RNA. The record is from the annotation of a GenBank genome assembly. NCBI's taxonomy places the organism in Eukaryota, Metazoa, Arthropoda, Insecta, Hemiptera, Aphididae.